AUGUGGCGGAAGGUGGCAAUUCUGUUUGCCCUUUUCAUUUUUGUCUCAUACUCCGAAGCCGUACAAAAUGGCCUUACCACCAGAUUAAAACGUUCGCCGCAUUACUGCGACUACCCUCCGCCGCCGCCGCCACCGCCACCGCCACCUCCACCACUGUUCUGGUAUCCGCCGCCGCCACCACCGCCGCCGCCGCCGCCGCCGCCACCACCACCACCGCCACGCUGGCCACAGUUCAUUCAGCCACAAGACACACACGAUGAGAAUAACUUCGAUGCUGGCGCUGGUGACGUGAGCGGUGGUGGCGCACCACCAUGCGAUAAAUGCUCUCAUCGGAACGUGGCCGUCAGCAAUGCCAACAGUGAUGGGGGGGAUGCUGUAGCUGUCGCCGUCGCCAAAAGCAAUAGCGGA
This is a messenger RNA of Iphiclides podalirius (scarce swallowtail), 408 nucleotides long. Lineage: Eukaryota; Metazoa; Arthropoda; Insecta; Lepidoptera; Papilionidae. The record is from the annotation of a GenBank genome assembly.